Messenger RNA from Phascolarctos cinereus (koala), 1032 nucleotides. Its product is annotated as vomeronasal type-1 receptor 4-like. NCBI's taxonomy places the organism in Eukaryota, Metazoa, Chordata, Mammalia, Diprotodontia, Phascolarctidae. Gene Ontology annotation, cellular component: membrane. Gene Ontology annotation, molecular function: pheromone receptor activity. Gene Ontology annotation, biological process: G protein-coupled receptor signaling pathway. The record is from RefSeq and is a predicted model, not a curated record.
AUGAAAUCCGAAGACAUAAUCCUGAGUAUUGCCUUCUUCUCCCAGACAGGAAUUGGAGUUCUAGGGAAUUCCUUCCUCAUUUGUCUCUUCAUCUUUAUGGUUCUCAGUGGACAUAGGAUGAGACUUGUAGACACUAUUGUCACUCAGCUGGCCUUGGCCAACUGCUUGGCGCUUCUCCUAAAGGGCAUCCCUCAGACAGUGAUAGUUUUGGGUCUGAUGAAUUUCCUGGAUGAAACUGGUUGUAAAAUUGUAUUUUACCUUCACAGAACAGCUCGGAAUCUUUCCCUCAACAUGACUUGCCUCCUGAGUGCCUUUCAGGCCACAACUAUCAGCCCCAGUAACUCCAAUUUGGCAGAACUUAAAGCCAGAGCCCCAAAAUACCUCAUUUUCUCCACUCUCUUCUGUUGGACUUUCCAGUUGCUUUUUAAUGUCUUUUUUCUUUGGGGAAUUAAGGGACCAAAGUUCACCAGAAACAGGACUGAGAUACAACAUUAUGGAUACUGUUCUAAUGUAGUUCCUUCUGGAUUUUAUGCCUCCUUAUUUGCAACCAUUCUCUCUUUUCCCGAUGUUGUAUGUUUGGGACUCAUGGUCUCUGCCAGUGGCUACAUGGUGAUUCUUCUGUUUAGGCAUCACAAGCAAGCCCAGCAAAUUCACAUUACCUGCCUCUCUCCUCGAGCCUCCCCUGAGACCAGGGCCACCAAAACUAUCCUACUGCUAGUGAGCAUCUUUCUCACCUCUUACUCACUCAAUUGCAUUUUGACCGCACAUAUGACUUUUGUAAAGUUCCCAUCAGGACUGAUGCAUACUUCUGCCUUCCUGAACUCAAGCUACCCAGCUGCUAGCCCUUAUGUGCUGAUCAGAAGUAACUCACAAAUUUCUAGGUAUCUCUAUGCUCUUUGUGGAAGGAAAAUUCCACAUUUUGACACUAAUAGCAAAUUAAUAUCCCCUACCCGGUGCGACUGCAAGAAAGCUGCCAUCAGAGUGAAGGAAUUCCUACAUCAAAUGAAACCUGAAUGUAUCCCUAAAUAUUAG